Messenger RNA from Phragmites australis (common reed), 910 nucleotides. Its product is annotated as outer envelope pore protein 16-3, chloroplastic/mitochondrial-like. The transcript is spliced from 3 exons. The coding region runs from base 177 to 623 and encodes 148 amino acids. Gene Ontology annotation, cellular component: TIM22 mitochondrial import inner membrane insertion complex. Gene Ontology annotation, molecular function: transmembrane protein transporter activity. Gene Ontology annotation, biological process: protein insertion into mitochondrial inner membrane. NCBI's taxonomy places the organism in Eukaryota, Viridiplantae, Streptophyta, Magnoliopsida, Poales, Poaceae. The record is from RefSeq and is a predicted model, not a curated record.
CGCGGCCGGGCACCGCCGAGAGACCACUCGCAGUCUCCACGACGCGAUCCCCCCUAUUUCCACCCGGAAACCCGUACGUCCGCCCCCAAUUCCCAACCUUUCUCCGCCCCCGCCUCGGCACGCGGCCGCCGCCGGCGCACACUGCGCAGUCUCCCCAGGAAGAGGAGGAGCGAGCGAUGGAGGAGGACUCGCCGGUGACGAAGACGGUGAAGGGCGCGGUGACGGGGCUCGCCGCGGGGACCAUCUGGGGCACCGUCGUGGCCACCUGGUACGACGUGCCGAGGGUGGAGCGCCACGUCGCGCUCCCGGGCCUCAUCAGGACGCUCAAGAUGUGCGGCAACUACGGGGCCACCUUCGCCGCCAUCGGGGGGCUCUACAUCGGCGUCGAGCAGCUCGUGCAGAGCCAGCGCAAGAAGCGCGACUUCGUCAACGGGGCCGUCGGCGCGUUCGUCGCCGGCGCCACCGUCUGCGGCUACAGAGGAAGGAGCAUUCAGUCAGCCCUCAUCGGAGGCUCUUGCCUGGCGUUCACGUCUGCUGUACUGGACAUUGGCGGCAAUACAACCAGAGUGGACAAUGGCAAGGAGUACUAUGCGUACACAACCGAGAAGAAGCCCACUCACUGAUUGAAGCUGUGUACCUGUAGCACAAAUCUUGUAGACCAUCAGCUUGGUGAAUUUUGAAGCUGAUGUGCGGUUUUAUGUUUGUUUUGCUGAUGCACUUAGUUCAUUUGCAAAUCCAUGGCAACAUGUUUAUCUCAGAUGCUUGAGGGAGAGAUACGACACUGAAUAACUAUCAGAUCUGCUUUCUUGUGAUCAUCAAUCACAAUAAAAGCACAUGGCACACUGUACUGCCAUUUGAAUUGUCUAUUUACCCCUGGUGCAUAACAUGAAAUGAAGAAAUUUUUGCGUGA